GGCGAUGCUCUGAGUAACUGUUCUGUUGUGUUGCUCUUCAGUCUCGACCACCCGCUCAAGCUAUGGAUACCCUGCUCCACGCUUCCUCAUCAAUGGCCAAGCGACCUUGUCCUUCUCAAAACCCUAGAUUCCAAAACCUUCAUCAAGUGGACCAUCUCCUUGAAGCAUUCCUCGCCCUCGCUGAAUUCCCCGCUUUCUCCCUUCAUCUCUCCUUGGACAGGCUUCUCCACUCAUGGCCCGCCGAUGCCGAUCAGACCCUUCUCAUCGAUCGCGCCCUUAAAAUGGGCUCCGUCCUUCUCGAUGCCGCCAAUCACUCCUCCAGAAAGCGUGCUUCCUCCCACAAUUCCCUCGCCUGGCCUCUUCCUCCUGACCUUACCAUCAAGGUAUUUUCAAUACUUGAUACCCAGAGCCUAUGCCAUGCUGCAGCAACCUGUUCAUUCUUUAACAAAUGCGCUAAGGAUCCUUUGUGCUAUGCAAAUCUUGAUUUGACAACAACUGUUCCAAAGAUUAACAAUGCAGUAGUUUCCUCAAUGGUUCAGCGAGCUGGAAAGGCCCUACGGUCUCUUAAGCUUGGCGUGGUCCCUGGUGCUACUGCUUUGCCUGGAUCUCAGCCAUUGGCUUACACCAUCAGAAAUACUAUUGCAGAGGUAUCUAGCUUCUCAUGGAAUGAUAAGAGAUCCCGACAAGGGAGAGAGUCAUCCAUUCUUACAAGAUCCUGUUUAACCCCUUUAAAUAGGGAAAAUGGUGCUCCACGGGCUUUUUUGAGAAAGUUGCACCUGUAUAAUAUUGAGAGAAUGGACAACACAUCGCUCGCUGGGGCAUUAUCAGCAUGCCCAUCUCUCCUUGAUCUGGAAAUUGUUGGGCUUCAUGUUGAACUGAGGCACACAUUAGCGUCAAUAAGUGCGAAUUGCCCCUUGAUCGAGCGUUUGUUUUUUGAGUCUUCAAAAACAGGUAGGGAUGACAGUUUGAAAACACCAACCUGCAUGGACCUUGUAAGCAAGUGUCCUCGUCUAGCUUCUUUGUCACUAAGAGGGUUUAAGCUACAUGAUUAUAAAGUUCGCAUAUUGGUUAAGGGACUUCAGAAACUGAAGUAUGUUGAUUUUUCAACUUCCUAUUUUAUCACUGGAAACUUCUUGAGAAACCUUGGAAGCAGUACUAGUGGGACUUUGCUUGAAGUCUUAAUUUUAAGGGAUUGCAUGCAUCUGAAAGAGCUGGAAGUUGCUAGGUUGUUGAUGGCAAUUCUUGCUGGCGAUUUUAAAUCCCUUGUACAUCUUGACAUAUCCAAUAGGGAAGGCUUAGCAUCUGAGGGUGACUGGUACCGUAGGUGCUACAACUCUAGCAUCAUGCCAAUAAAGCAGGUUUUGGAAACAAGGUCUAAUAUGUGUUUGCUUGCUGAAUUUCCGUCAGAAGGAAGUUAUGUUGAGCCGUUUGACGUUGAAUUAAAUAGUGACAUAAGUCUACCAUCACAAUUGAGUAGCCAUACUUCAGAUGGGUCGAAUUUUAUGAGUACAUCUGAGAGCAGCUACAAUAGCGAUCAAGGUAGUGGCAACGAGGAUGGUCAAGAUGCCAGCUAUGUGAUUUAUGGGGAAAGUUCGGAUGAGAUAGAUUAUUUUACUUUGUAGGGGAUGCUCAAUCUAUGGCAAUUAUCGCACAACGCAACUAUUUAGUAAUUUCGCAUUCACAAGGAUAGGUUAGCUUUGUUUCGUAGGUUGACUUUGGGCCUCAUGUAUGGAAGGCUUAUCAGGGAACAGAUAAGAUGUUUUGGAAUGCUUUGGCUGACAAGUUGCAUCUAGUCUUUGCAUCUCCUAUGCUUAUCCCCAUAAAUAAGGUGUUCAGAAGCCCUUUUCCCAGGGAAACUAGUGCUAAUACUUGGUUUCACCUGCAAUAUCAAUUAUCGAGAAUGAAUGAACUAGGUGAGCUGCGGAGGACCAGGACAUUGACCUGUGGACUGUGGAUUUUUCUUCAACUUCCAUGUUCUGCAGCGUCUUUAUUGAAGCUUAGCAGCUGUGGACUUCUGAAUCUGCUAGAAGCUUGGAGGUUGGAUUACUUUUUGUAGUUGGCCUAUUUUUCGUGGAUCCGCAGAGCUCCGAUCAGACCCGCUUUUGGCCUUUUAGUUGUUCUAUUUUUUCAUAUUUGCAUUUGCAAAUAUGUUGGCACUUUUGGGGCUAAUAUCCUCUUCCUCUGCUGCUAAAAUAAAUAAUGAAAUCAUUUUUCCUCUGGAUUAGUUUAUAUAUAAUUAUGAAGAUCGUCAAUGUGCAUGGCUGUGUAUUUUCAUCGAACUGGGAAGUGCACAGGCAGAAUAUGUGGAAAGAAUUAUCAAGUUAUAUAUUCGUAACUACA
Neltuma alba is the source of this 2340-nucleotide messenger RNA. RefSeq names its product F-box protein At4g02760. The record is from RefSeq and is a predicted model, not a curated record. Gene Ontology annotation, cellular component: SCF ubiquitin ligase complex. Bases 63 to 1622 code for a protein of 519 amino acids. Lineage: Eukaryota; Viridiplantae; Streptophyta; Magnoliopsida; Fabales; Fabaceae. The transcript is spliced from 14 exons. Gene Ontology annotation, molecular function: protein binding. Gene Ontology annotation, biological process: SCF-dependent proteasomal ubiquitin-dependent protein catabolic process.